This is a messenger RNA of Otolemur garnettii (small-eared galago), 339 nucleotides long. Its product is annotated as protein preY, mitochondrial-like. The transcript has a single exon. The coding region runs from base 1 to 339 and encodes 112 amino acids. The record is from RefSeq and is a predicted model, not a curated record. Lineage: Eukaryota; Metazoa; Chordata; Mammalia; Primates; Galagidae.
AUGCUGAGCGGUGCAUGCCGUAGACUCACCUUGGCCCUGCUGGGGACACGCCCAAAGAGGUCUGUGGUCGCCCAUAGGUGCUUGCACGCGUCGGGGUCGCAGCCCUCGGCAGACAGGAGGGAAAAGGCAGAGGAGCCGCCUUGUGGCUUCCACCAGGUGCUGCUGGAGUUCCUGGUGUGCCUGCCCUCCAAGAAGCCGCUCAGAUACGAAGCAUCAACAAACGAAUCGAUGAAUGAAGAGCUGGGAAUAGCCUAUCCAAUCAUUGAUAGAAUUCCUAAUAUGAUACCACAGGCAGCUAGGAUGACACAUCAAACUAAGAAGCAAGAAAAACAGCACUAG